Molecule: messenger RNA, 1312 nt
Organism: Dufourea novaeangliae
Lineage: Eukaryota; Metazoa; Arthropoda; Insecta; Hymenoptera; Halictidae
Product: solute carrier family 25 member 40
Exons: 8
Coding region: 176-1291 (371 amino acids)
Biological process (GO): mitochondrial transmembrane transport
Source: RefSeq, a predicted model, not a curated record
AAGAUCGUAAUUAUACGAUAUAAUCGAAUAAUUUAAAAGUUAGAACGUGUUAUCAAGCGGAAACAAACGCAGUCAAGAUCAGUCAUGCGAUUAUCGACGGAGAAGUAUGUCGUUAAAUGCGGAAGAUAAUGUAUGUACCAUAUUGCAUCAGCGUAAAGUAGGAUAAAAAUCAACUAUGAAUAAAUUAAGUAAUAUACCGCCGGAUUUGGAUCUGGACGAUCCUAGAUUUAGGAUCAAGCCAUAUCAACAAAUUGUGGCUUCAUGCACUGGUGCUUUUAUUACAUCAGUAUUUGUGACCCCUUUGGAUGUGGUAAAAAUUCGCCUUCAAGCACAGCAGAAAGCAAUGCUUUCAAAUAAAUGUUUUCUUUACUGUAAUGGUUUAAUGGAUCAUCUGUGUCCAUGUCCAAAUGGUAGAGGCCCAGCGUGGGCUAGCGGAAAUGGAAAAUUUAAUGGCACAGUGGAUGCCCUUAUGAAAAUUGGUAAAAACGAAGGAAUUCUUUCCUUAUGGAGUGGUCUAAGUCCUACUCUUGUUCUAGCAGUACCUGCAACUAUAGUAUAUUUUGUUUCGUACGAACAAUUAAGAUUAUAUUUUAAGGAUCAGUAUAAUAAUAAAUUUAGAAGGGAUAAAAUUAGUAUUGCAGCUAUGGAACAACCGUUUUGGAUUCCUAUGUUGGCUGGGGCCAUAGCCCGUGUAUGGGCUGCAACUUUAGUCAGCCCGUUAGAAUUAAUUAGGACGAAAAUGCAGUCGCAGAAAUUGAGUUAUGCCGAAAUAAUGCAAGCAUUGAAAACCGUUGUAAGACACAGUGGUGUUUCUGGGUUAUGGAUGGGGUUAAGCAGCACUCUCCUACGUGAUGUACCUUUUAGCGCAAUUUACUGGUUAAAUUAUGAAACUAUAAAACAACAAUGUCGCGGAAAACAACAAACUUUUACUUUUAAUCUUGCAGCGGGUGCUAUAGCAGGUUUUAUAGCAGCAUUUUUAACGAUACCUUUCGACGUAGUGAAAACACACAGACAGAUAGAUAUGGGAGAGAAAGAAAUUUAUUCAGGUAAUAAACCUGGACGUAGCAGCGGAACUUGGACCGUAAUAAGAAAAAUUUACCAUCAAAACGGUGUAAAAGGCUUGUUCACAGGAUUGAUUCCUCGAGUGAUAAAAGUAGCUCCAGCAUGCGCGAUUAUGAUCGCGACAUUCGAACACGGGAAACGAUUCUUUCAAACGUACAACGCAAAUAUAAUACUUCAACAUGAAAACGACAUGCAAUACCUACAACACAAAGCCAAUAGUGACAAAUGACAUGCAUAUUUUGUUAUGUAC